Messenger RNA from Monomorium pharaonis (pharaoh ant), 1473 nucleotides. RefSeq lists its product as uncharacterized. The record is from RefSeq and is a predicted model, not a curated record. The coding region runs from base 830 to 1324 and encodes 164 amino acids. Lineage: Eukaryota; Metazoa; Arthropoda; Insecta; Hymenoptera; Formicidae. The transcript is spliced from 3 exons.
UAUAAUUUUACGAAUGCAGAAUGUGUAAAAACACAAAAAUUCUGAAAAAUUCUGACAGAAGGUACAGAUUCUUUUAGUAUUUCUGAAAAAUGUUCCAAAUCAUGUAAAAAUUCAUAAAAAAAAUUUUUAUUAUGAAGAUCAAAUGUGAGUUCGAUUGAAACAACAAAUUAGAUAAUAUUUCAGUAAAUUUUAAAUUCUAUAACUUUUUUUCUAGACGUAUUCAAAUGUUAAACAAAGGGUUACCCACAUCCAAGCGUGUUUUUCACACUUCUACGAAUAAAACUAACCCGAACACAGCCUUAUCAGCAGGCUGUGACGUUUAUCGCGUACGGCAUACUCACACCUAUCGAGCUAUCGUUAAAUCGUAUUAAUUGUAGUAACGGUAGGCCAUUUACUCACUUGAAUUUAAUCUUAAAUUUGCGAUUGCUCUGUGGUCGAAUGCCGGAUGUGCUGCUCGCUGAGUUAGUUAGAAUUUAUCAUGAGGGGGGAAGGAAGGGGUGAGAGGGCCGAUCAUUUUCGCGCUUCGAGCAGUCGUCUAUGCAUCAUCGUCGAAAGUGCACAAAUUCGUAGAGCGCUCGAAUCGUGCUCGCCGGUGCAAUCAGGCUCGAGGAGUUGGGCUCGACGUCGACGUCGGCGAGAAUCGGCGGAAAUCAGUUGACGCGCGACGAGAAGAUAAUAGGUUGCGGUGGCUUUAUCGCUCUCUCGGAUCGGUAUAAUUCGUAGAACCCCGGAUUCACUAAUCAUCGUUGCCAUAGCCGCUCGUGUCACGAGAUAUAUAAUAAAUCGUGGAGAUUCAAUAGCUACUGUUUUCCCCUAGUUAUCGGUCAUUAUGUCUCCUCGCGAUCUCGUUUUUCGUUUUCUGCUGUUCUGUUCGGUCGUCUAUUUCUCGACAACGUCGAUCAUUCGACCGCAAAAAUUGUUCGUCGUGCGACUCUCGCCGGAAUCGCCAGCGAGGAACCUGGGCAAUGUACCGGGUAGAUGGAGAACGGUGCAGCCGGAGUUUAAAGCGCCACAAAUCGAGAUUCGGUUGAUGAAGAAUCACAUCUCGCCGGACUGGAACUUCAUCAAUGAAUACAAAUACUCCGGCAAAGAUUACCAUGGUGCACCAAAGAUGACAUCGGCGACAAACGAGAGGAAAGUCUCACGAAUUAGAAACGGCGACAUGAAAGUGAGAGAAAAGGAGAAAGAGAAUCCGGAUAAUAUCCUGAUGCCCGAUGGAAUCAUCCCGCAGAUUGGAUCUAGGAAUAUUAUUGCAGUGCCGACGUACUGCCCGGAAGGGCAAAGGGAAGAUAGUAGAGGACGUUGUAGAACUGUCAUAACGUAAAAGAGAACAAGCAAUAAAGAGGAUGAAAAAGGAAACAUUUGAAUAAUUUCAAACUUUUCAAUUAUUGGUAUUUAUCUUAUAUCGUCAAAUAUUAAGAGUGUAUAAAGCUAUUUUGUUUUUCUUAAUAAACUGUUAUAUUAAAUUUGUAA